Lontra canadensis (Northern American river otter) is the source of this 1860-nucleotide messenger RNA. Its product is annotated as contactin-associated protein-like 3. The annotation marks the transcript as partial. The transcript has 13 exons. Lineage: Eukaryota; Metazoa; Chordata; Mammalia; Carnivora; Mustelidae. The record is from RefSeq and is a predicted model, not a curated record.
GGUUUUCCAGGAAACACAAACGCGGACAGCGUGGUGCAUUACCGACUGCAGCCUCCCCUCGAAGCCAGGUUCCUGCGCUUCCUCCCCUUAGGCUGGAGCCCCAAGGGCAGGAUCGGGAUGAGGAUAGAAGUGUACGGAUGCACGUACCGAUCCGAGAUGGUUAACUUUGAUGGGAAAAGCUCUUUGCUAUACACGUUUAAUCAGAAAUCUGUGAGUCCAGCAAAAGAUGUUAUUUCUUUGAAAUUUAAAACCAGGCGGACUGACGGGAUUCUACUCCACCGAGAAGGACAAAACGGCAAACACGUCACCCUGAAGUUAGUUAGAGGAAAGCUCAUCUUAUCGCUUAAUUCAGGCCAUGCUAACCUGCCCUCCCCUGACGCCCAUGUGACCCUCACCCUGGGCAGCCUGCUGGACGACGAGCACUGGCAUUCUGUCCUCAUCGAGCUUGGGAACACGCAUGUCCACUUCACUGUGGACAGGCACAGUCAGCAUUUCCAGGCCGAGGGCGAGUGCGACUACUUGGAUCUUGAUUAUAAGAUCAGCUUUGGGGGGAUUCCUGGACAUGGAAAAUCAGUGGCAUUCCCACAUAAAGACUUUCAUGGCUGCUUCGAAAAUCUCUACUAUAAUGGAGUGGAUAUCAUUGAUUUGUCCAAGAAACACACACCACAGAUCCUCGUCACGGGAAAUGUGUCCUUCUCGUGCUCACACCCACAAAUUGUGCCCGUGACUUUUCUGAGCUCCAGGAGUUACUUGGCUCUGCCGGGCACUGUCGGAGAGGACAAGGUGUCGGUCGCUUUCCAAUUCCGAACGUGGAACAGGGCAGGGCUGCUGCUGACCACUCAGUUCCAACACGGGCCAGCGGCUCUCGUCCUCCUUCUUAAUGAUGGAAAACUCAGGCUGAGUCUUUCCCAGCCCGGACAUCCAGCGAGGGACGUCACAGCAGGUGCUGGAUUAAGUGAUGGGCAGUGGCAUUCAGUGUCCCUUUCGUUGAAAGGAAAUCACCUGAGUGUGAUGGUGGAUGGUGAGGCAGCCUCUGUGGUUCACUCCCUGCGAGGGCAGAUUGAUUCAGGGGACACCUAUUAUUUGGGCGGCCCUGUCGGUACCAUGUUUCACUGUAGCAGGUGUUUGCCCAGCUACUGUGAACAUGGGGGCGAAUGCUCCCAGUCCUGGGACACCUUCAGCUGUGACUGUGCACACACUGGAUACACGGGCGCGACCUGCCAUUCCUCUCUGUUCGAGCAGUCCUGUGACGCCCACAGGCACAGAGGGGACUCCUCAGGGUUCUACUAUAUCGAUUCAGACGGAAGUGGCCCGCUGGGACCUGCUCUUGUGUACUGCAACAUGACAGAGGACACCACCUGGACCUCGGUACAGCACAAUGGCUCCCAGCUGGCCAAAGUCAAAAGCUCAAACGGAGAAGGCCCCCAGCCCGUGUUUUUCAAGUACACGGCCAGCCCGGACCAGCUCCAAGCCAUCAUGGACGGUGCGGACGACUGCCGACAGGAGCUGGUCCUGCACUGCAAGAAGUCGAGGCUUUCAGCUGGCCACGAUGGAACCCCAGUGAGCUGGUGGGUUGGAAGAACCAAUGAGACACACACUUACUGGGGAGGUUCUCUGCCUGGUGCUCAAAAAUGUGCUUGUGGAUUCCAGGGGAACUGCCUUGAUUCUCAGUAUCACUGCAACUGUGAUGCCGUCCGGAAUGAAUGGACCAGCGACACAGUAGUCCUUUCCCACAAGGAGCACCUGCCAGUCACUCAGGUUGCGAUGAGAGACACAGGCCGACCACAUUCAGAAGCAGCUUAUGAGCUGGGGCCUCUGCUCUGCUCGGGGGACAGUGGCAUCGGACAGCUUCGGACCUGA